AUGGCAUCAACUAACAGUAUGGCAAUAGAGACCGCUCCGGCCCAUCAACUGUCCUCUGUUGAGAAGUCCACGCAAGAGACUACACAUGUAUUCAAGGAAACGGAACGAUGGAACCAUCCCAGACGCAACAUACUCAAGACAUUAGCUACCUUCUGGAGCUUUCUGGUAAUGGGAGCGAAUGAUGCUGCAUACGGGCCGUUGAUUCCAUAUCUCGAAAAAUAUUACAACCUCUCCUAUACUGUCGUCUCUCUUGUCUUCCUGUCGCCACUCGGUGGCUACACCCUCGCUGCCCUUCUCAAUAAUAAAAUUCAUACGAGGUUUGGCCGCCGCGGAGUGGCUUGGAUAUCUCCGGGAUGCCAUUUACUGGCUUAUAUCGUCAACUGCCUUCAUCCUCCGUAUCCAGUCCUCGUUGUCUCGUUUAUUUUCGCGGGAUUUGGGAACGGCCUAGCCGAUUCAGCGUGGAACGCCUGGAUAGGCAAUAUGGCCAGUGCCAAUCAACUUCUGGGACUCCUACACGGACUCUACGGCGUAGGAGCAGUGCUGAGCCCAUUGGUAGCCACUUCGUUAAUUACGGAGGCAAAGGUCCCAUGGUACUAUUUUUAUUACAUCAUGAUUGGUUGUGCCGCUAUGGAGCUCGCCUUCUGCGUGACUGUCUUCUGGGAUUCCACAGCAGUAGCCCUCCAAGAUACUUACCAUCACGAGGACACCCAGCCAGGGGGCCUGCGCCGAGCCCUCUUCAAGAAGCAGUACGCCUGGGUCACAUGGAUCUGCGCCUUGUUUCUGCUCGGGUAUGUGGGGAUCGAAGUCGCCCUGGGUGGGUGGAUUGUGACCUUCAUGAUGCAAGUACGGGAUGGAGGGGAUUUCGCUAGCGGCAUGACUGCUACCGGGUUCUGGCUAGGUAUCACCUUUGGUCGGGUUAUACUGGGUUUCGUGACUCCCAGGUUGGGGGAGAAGGUGGCCAUAGUUGUAUACUCCCUCCUCGCAAUAGCCUGCGGUCUUAUCCUCUGGCUCGUGCCUAACUUCUAUGCCUCGGCGGUAGCCGUCUCAUUCCAAGGAUUCUUCCUUGGCCCCUUCUUCCCGGCAGCAGUCAUAGUCGCCACUAAAUUACUCCCGCGAACCCUACACGUCAGCGCCAUCGGCUUUGCAGCGGCAUUCGGGGGAGGUGGGGCAGCUGUACUACCCUUCGUCGUCGGAGCCAUAGCACAGGCCCGCGGAGUGCAGGUUCUACAGCCAUUUAUCAUUGGCCUGUCCGGGGGAAUCCUACUGCUAUGGCUGGGACUCCCACGAAUGCCCAAAAAGGGGGAACCCAAACGUGACCUGAAUGCAUCAUGUGCUAUUCAUCCAUAA
This is a messenger RNA of Aspergillus alliaceus, 1347 nucleotides long. RefSeq names its product putative MFS transporter. The transcript is spliced from 5 exons. NCBI's taxonomy places the organism in Eukaryota, Fungi, Ascomycota, Eurotiomycetes, Eurotiales, Aspergillaceae. The record is from RefSeq and is a predicted model, not a curated record. Gene Ontology annotation, molecular function: transmembrane transporter activity. Bases 1 to 1347 code for a protein of 448 amino acids. Gene Ontology annotation, cellular component: membrane. Gene Ontology annotation, biological process: transmembrane transport.